Messenger RNA from Chilo suppressalis (striped riceborer), 1420 nucleotides. NCBI's taxonomy places the organism in Eukaryota, Metazoa, Arthropoda, Insecta, Lepidoptera, Crambidae. The record is from the annotation of a GenBank genome assembly.
CAGUCGCGUUGGUAAGUUUAUUAUUGAUCGCCCUGGGCGAGUAGGUCACGCGAAAAUUUAUAAAAAUGAGCCUCAAAAAUGGAGCAAAAAUGUCUCAGCGUGAAAAAUUCGAUUUAAUCAACUCUGAAGUGCGUUCAUUUUAUGAAUAUUGUAAGGAGGCGGGUAUAUCUGAUGAAGAGAUGGACAUCAUUUGCCGUCCUCUUACGAACGCUGUCAGAAAAGCUUCUAUUAAAAGAUGGACAAGGGUUUUUAUGUUCCUGAUAAUGGUCUUGGCUAUCGGAUACACUGUGAGCCAGACGGACACGUUUCAGUGGCACGCUUCCGCAGCUGCGAGGAUUGUGUUGAUAAAAUUACUUCCUAUUUGGGAUUGGACCCCGUUGUAUUAUAACAAGUGUCUCAUUGAGAGGUCACAGCCUCAGAACCUAGAUAACAAUGUCGUGUCGGCAGCUGAAUGUGUUGCUUGUGAAGCUAUAAAGAACAUCGUCCGUGUAUCAGAUGCUAACUACAACAUAGUGUUCAACCACCAUCUCUUGAGGGGUGCACCAGUCAUAGUGGUAGACGCCCAUUACGAUUGGUCCAUGGCACGAAACGACCUCAACCUGACCGGCCUCAUCAGCAGCGAUGAUCGGCUGCGUGACUCGGUCCCGUGCAGAGUGCUCACCAACAUCCGGUUAGGGCGCCAACCGAUGGACCUAGAGGAAAUCGUAUCCAGAAUUACCAACACAGAAAUACCAAGCUGGUUCGUCCACUUCCAAAACUGCGAUAUAAGAGCAGUGAAAUCUUUCAGAAUCCUCGCUCCUCGCCCCUAUUUCCUGUCCCCUCACAUCCCCCCAUCCCAUUUCAACUGGUUACUCCUAUCAAAGAAUUAUGACACGCAUAGAUACAAGUAUCUAGAGCUGGAUGUCGGUCUUAUUAUAAUGUCCCAGCUUAAAGGGAAGACCCAGAUUCAAUUGAAACCUCGAGCGCCGUGCGAAGAAGACUGCUUCACUUUGCACUUUGAAGUGAACGAAGGAGAAACUUUAGUCCUCGCAAAUUCACUCUGGGAAUUCGAGUAUUUGCCUGGGAAAGGGGACAACGUGGCGAUGUUGACAGAGACGGACUGGGUGGAGUCAUAAUGACGAUUUUAAAGCUAAGCCUCGAGUUCGUGUAGAUGUGUUGUUGUCAUGUUUGGUCCAUGUUAGGGGGAAACGGCGGGCUAAUUGCCCCAAUUAACUAUUAACGAUUUUUUAUUCGUUACGUACAUUUUUAACAUACCUACCUGCGUAAUGUUGCGAGAUUUCAUAUGUUGGACAUGAUUUUUUAAAGAGCAAUGUCUACGUCAAUAUGUCUGCUUAAACUGAAUAAUGUGAAUCUGGGUUUCGAGUAAAAACAAUUUUAAUGUCCAUUUUUUUACGAUGUGUUCAUAAAUACCGCGUCAAAG